UUGUUAUCCUUCGCUGAUGGACUGUUUGCUGCUUGGUCGUCUUUAUUCUCAUCGACUUCUUAUCUUUCAUCGUACAUUUUAACUGAGGGUGAAGAAGGAAGAGAUUUCUCAAGUGUCUAAAGCUGAAGAUCCUUCGAAUAACAGUCGAAAAUGAGCGUGAUAAUCAGACUACAGAACUUGGCAUGGUCCGCCAACGCUCUGGACAUUCGCCAAUUUUUCAGAGGCUUGAGCAUACCGGAAGGAGGAGUGCACAUUGUCGGCGGCGAGCUUGGAGACGCGUUUAUCGCUUUCAGCACCGACGAGGACGCCCGGCAAGCGAUGAUGCACGAUGGCGGCAAGAUCAAGGAGAUGAAGAUCAAGUUGCUGUUGAGCUCACGCACGGAGAUGCAAAAAGUGAUCGAGGCAGCGAGGCAGCAGACUCUGAGCCUGCAAUCGUUCAUGCAGACAGCGCCAGUUGCUGUACAGGCAGUCGUUCCAAAGCCAGGAUCGCCGAGCGAUCGUCGAGAGAAGGAAAAGGACAACGACAGUGAAUCCAGCAAGGAUCGGAAAGACAGGCGGGAUAGAUCGCGAUCCAGGGAUAGAUCUCGAUCCCGUGAUCGCGACAGGGAUCGAGACAGGCGUGACAGAGACAGAGGUCGAGAUCGUAGGCGUCGAGACAGAAGUAGAUCACGAGAUAGAGAACGAGACAGGAGGGACAGACGUCGUCGACGCGAUCGAUCCAGGUCUAGAGACCGUACUCGAUCCAGAGACAGAGAUACUAAACGUAAUUCCACUGGAGAACGUCGAAAAGAAUCCAAUGACGACGAUAAUAACGACGUUGUCUGUGUUGGACAGUUUCAUAAAGACAAACCUGUAGCAGGUGCGAAGAAACCAUUGGAAAAUGGGAUCUGGGAGGUUCCCCCGCAAACACAAAUGCAGGCCGCCGCAAUGUUGGCACCUGGUAUUUUGGGCGCUGGUGUAGCUGCACUGUCACAAGAUGGCGAGUCACGGUCUAUGACGUUUAGCAGUUCUGUUAUUGGCCAGCAAUCGAUGCUACAGCAAAAUCAGUUUCCUAUCAAUGGGAUCAAUGGUGUUGGUGGACUGAUGCAGUCGCAUAUUCAGACACUUGGACACACUGUAGGCAUCAGUUCUUUGUCUCAGAACGUGGGAACUCCUAGUCUGCCUAGUUUGACCACAGGAGUGAGUACACUGAAUAGACCUAAGGAACCUUGGAAUCAGAGUGAGCAGGGUAGGAUGGACCAGGUUAGGUUCCCUGGUAGAUCUGGUCAGUUUGCAGCAGAGAUGUAUGGCUCGAAUGGUUCUAUAAAUUAUAGGCCUGGUAUCAGACCAAAUAAUCCUUUCCUGAGUAAAGUGCAAGAAUUGGAAGGUCGCCGAAACCCACACGCCUUCCAGGCGAACAAUUCUCAGUUCAACUUUGAGAACGACAGACAAGGGAAUCGUAGUUCAACAAAUAAUUCCUCUAGAUUCUCUGGAGAGGGCAAAAGCAAUGAUGGAGGUAGUGGUCAUUGCGUAGAAGUUCGUAACAUGCCACUAAGUACUACUUAUAAUGAUGUUCGUAACGCGUUUCAGGGUAUAUAUAUAAGGAAAGACGGAUUGAAACUGAUCAAUGAUAAUCAUGGAAACAGAGUUGGUAUUGCUUAUGUUAAAUUCAGUAAGGCUGAAGGUAAAGAACUCGCUCUAAGUACACCGAGAUACGUCAGAAGAUCGGAGGUAGAAGUUCUGCAUCUUGAUGAAAGUCUAUUCGACAAAGCAGUGGACUCUUACUCUCCUGAGAAAGAGAGAGACCGUGGAGAAGAUGGAAUCGACGAUGUCAGAUCCUCCACAUGUAUUCUACUGACAGAUCUACCGUCUUUCACCAAAGAAAUGGACAUCGCGAAGCUCUUCCACGACUGGAAGAUCAAUGACCUGUUCAUCACCAGUACCAAGGAAUCGGGAAACGUUCUAUGCAUGGCCUACGUGCAAUUCGCCAGAAUAGAAGAUGCAAAGGCAUCCGUUAAUGCAUCCUUAAAAAUAGGCAAUAAACCUGUGACAGCCACAGCGAUUACCGAAGAAAAGUUUGCUCAAUCAAAGAGAGACCAUGAACAAAAUAGCAUGAACCAAACAGCCACCUCAGACUGCGUCAUAAUGCGGGGUCUUCCCUUUCAAACAAUCGACCGUGAUAUCCUAGAUUUCUUUUCAGACAUAGGAAUAGUACCCCAUAGAAUACACAUGUUGCUCAAUCAAAAUGGCAAACCCGCUGGCGAAUGUUUCUGCGAGUUCGACACAGCGGAAGAAGCUCUUAGAGCCACAGCAAAGAAUGGUUUACCCUUUGGGAAGAAUGUGCCCACCAUAGAACUGGUUCCAAGAGCAAAGAUGUUAGAAACAUUGGGAAUGGUUGAUCCACAGAUCAUGGAGACACAACAGCAACACUUUCCACCACUUCAAGAAGCCCGACCAAGAUUCUCAGGACCUAUGAAUCACCUACCCCGUUUUGGGAAUUCUGGAUUUGGUCCAAGAUGUCCUCCAGGUUUAAUGGGAAUACCCAGACACAUGUUAGGUCGACAUCCAGGCUCCAUGGAUUAUGUAGAAGGCUUUGGUAAACCUGGUUGUGUUUUAUCCUUGGAGAACGUUCCCUUCAAGGCUGAUAUUAAUGAAAUUAUAGAAUUCUUUGGCGACUUCGAUGUAAAGAGAGAAAAUGUGAUAAGGCGGUACAAUGAGAGGGGUAUGCCCACUGGUGACGCUAGAGUAGCAUUCGCGUCACCCAGUGAAGCGCAGCGAGCCUUGAGAGAGUUGAAACAUUGCAAAAUGAGGGACCGUACGAUAUACAUGAAACUCGCGUGAAUACCAACACAGGAAACUGUCAGGUUACAAUUUACA
Molecule: messenger RNA, 2856 nt
Organism: Habropoda laboriosa
Lineage: Eukaryota; Metazoa; Arthropoda; Insecta; Hymenoptera; Apidae
Exons: 3
Coding region: 151-2820 (889 amino acids)
Biological process (GO): regulation of RNA splicing
Cellular component (GO): nucleoplasm; ribonucleoprotein complex
Molecular function (GO): RNA binding
Source: RefSeq, a predicted model, not a curated record